GUCGCAUUGCCAAUCGACCUUAUUAGUCAAAGAAAAAGUGAUAAGUUAAGGAACCAUUUCGGCUUGAAAAAAAUCAGAUAAAUAAAAAGCAGGCCACGUUGUGCGCCAGUUCCCCAUCAGAUCGAAAGCCGCCAACAUUGAAAUUUCAAAUUUGAACUCGUUGGCUUACUAAUCUGUGACUCCGACGCACGUAACCCUUAAUCUUGCAGUGAUGCUGGUCGCCGCUUUGCAGCACAGUUACUCGAUAGAGUGCGUGUCGCCAAUAUCGGACUGGGCCAAACAAAUUACAAAGCGUGGUGGUGAGGGGUCCUUGCUUUAUGUCCUGGCUUUGUCUAUGUUCACCCAAUUGCUGUUGGCACUCUACGUGGGACUUGCAGUGUUCCAACCGUGUUCCUUGCGAAGAAAGCAGUUAAAUGAGUGGCAGCGCAGGAUCUAUGCCAGCUUUAUCUUCCGGAGGUUGCUUCUACAGCUGGAUGAGACAUUCAGACCACAUGGGUCUCCUGGGAAAGACCAGCUGGGCUACUGUCGGAGUUGCAGCGAAAAGGUAAUCUUAGCUAUACAACACUUCCGACGAGAUGCUUUUAGGGUCCUUCAGCCAGGACAGGAUCUCUCAUCGGCUCUGAGCAGCGAGUUAUACUAUGUUCUUGACGAGGAGGAGUAUGAGCUCGCAGUGAAUGGUUACGGGUGCUCCUGUAUUAAAAUUGAGGUCAUUGAGGAUCUGCUGAUGUGUCUUAUGUACCCUGAACGAAUUGUUCAAGAAUCGUAGUGAGGGGAUUUGUCCUCAUCAAUACUAUAACCUUCUUGAGGGAUCCCUACGUGCACUCGGGAGCUAACGGGUUGCCAUUUUGAUGUCUAGACCUCUUAUAAUUCAAAGAACAGAAAGAAACAGAACUGGAAGCCUCAAAAUCAAGCGCUUAAAAAAAAUUGAA
This is a messenger RNA of Drosophila ficusphila, 929 nucleotides long. RefSeq lists its product as uncharacterized. The record is from RefSeq and is a predicted model, not a curated record. Lineage: Eukaryota; Metazoa; Arthropoda; Insecta; Diptera; Drosophilidae. The coding region runs from base 212 to 766 and encodes 184 amino acids. The transcript has a single exon.